Messenger RNA from Procambarus clarkii (red swamp crayfish), 1525 nucleotides. Its product is annotated as calcium and integrin-binding protein 1. NCBI's taxonomy places the organism in Eukaryota, Metazoa, Arthropoda, Malacostraca, Decapoda, Cambaridae. The record is from RefSeq and is a predicted model, not a curated record. Gene Ontology annotation, molecular function: calcium ion binding; magnesium ion binding.
UUCUAAGGCAAGUGGAGGGUUUUAGGCAGGGCUAAUUAUAAGGAUGUGUUUGUGGUAGAGCUUCUGGGGUGUAUAGUUUGUAGAAGGGUGUUUACAGAGUUUACAGGGCUCUAUAUAUAUUGGGUUACUCAAAAAAUUGGGCUACUCUCAUUACAAAGUCGCUACAUUGAGAGCGUGAGAUCGCUACUUUCAGCAAUCUGGCGCUGGCAACCCUGAUGUCAACACAGCUGGGGAAGGUCUGUGUUAGGGGCGAGUGAAGGAGGCCGCUCCCUGCACAAUGGGUCAGGGAAACAGCCAAUUUACCGAGGCUGAGCUGGAGGAAUAUCAGGAGCUGACAUACUUCACCAAGAAGGAAAUUCUGUAUGCCCACAAACGCUUUAAGAAUCUGGCCUUGGAGAAGGUGGGACACAAUCGUAAUGCCAAACUUCCCAUGGAUAAGUUACUCACUCUACCAGAGCUGCGAGCCAACCCAUUCGGAGAGCGCAUGUGUUUUAUUUUUUCAUCGACUAAUGAUGGAGACUGCACGUUUGAGGAUUUUUUGGACAUGAUGUCGGUAUUCAGUGAGGCAGCACCAAAAUCUGUCAAAGCUGAAUAUGCCUUUCGAAUUUUUGACUUUGAUGGGGACGAUUAUCUCGGCCGCAGAGACCUUGAAGAGACCAUAACAAAGCUCGUAAGCCCCCAGCGCUUCUCACCAGGAGACAUGGAGGCGCUGGUUUCCAGAGUUUUAGAGGAAGCUGACCUAGAUGAUGAUGGCAUGCUAGCUUUUGCAGAGUUUGAACACGUUAUCUCCAAAUCUCCAGACUUUGCAGAUUCAUUCAGAAUUCGUCUUUGAACGUUGAGCGGAAAGCGACAUACACAUUCAUCAUCUUAAACUUUUGUUAAUAUUGAAAAAAUGGUCACAUCAUGUCGGGUAUUAAGUAAUUCCUAAGGUAUUUUAGCAAAGAAUAAAAAAUUUAAGAAUGUUAAGGGACUUUAAGCAGUGACUCCCUAACUUCAGUUUUAUAUUUGGAUAAUAAUGAUGGUCACUAGAGAAAGUAUUUUAAAUUUUAAUUGUUUUUAUUCUAUUUGAGUUCCUUGAAAGAUGCCAUGCUACUGUAUUUCACAGCAGCUUUGUAACUUGACACCUUUUGAUAUUUGCUAAUUCAGCAUUAUGUAAAGUAAAGCAACAUUGUCUUGCUAAUUUGUGAAUAAUUUCAGACUAAAAUGACACAAUUCACUUAACGUUUUUUUUCUGGUAAUGUAGCAAGUUAAUGGUGUUUGUCAGCAUUCACCUUGCAUCUUUCCUGAAAAACAAUUUAAAGUUUAUUUUUUAGUGUAUCUUGGUAAUAAACCAAGUGAAAAGCAACAUUGGAAGGUAGUUUGUCUUUAGUUCUGUGACAGUUAACAAGGUGGACAGUGGCGGCACGGCUUAAAUGAGGCAUUGCGUGUCCUUGUGUGUUCUUUAUGUUGCUGGAGAGUGCAAUCUCCUCCACCUGUUAAAAAACUUGUACUCGGUAUUUAUGCAGAAUAAAGUUGAAAUGUAGAA